Messenger RNA from Venustampulla echinocandica, 543 nucleotides. RefSeq lists its product as uncharacterized. The transcript has 2 exons. The record is from RefSeq and is a predicted model, not a curated record. The coding region runs from base 1 to 543 and encodes 180 amino acids. Gene Ontology annotation, molecular function: nucleic acid binding; RNA-DNA hybrid ribonuclease activity. Lineage: Eukaryota; Fungi; Ascomycota; Leotiomycetes; Helotiales; Pleuroascaceae. Gene Ontology annotation, biological process: DNA replication, removal of RNA primer.
AUGGAUCCAUCACGCAUCGGUCAUAUCUGGCCGGGCAUCGGAGGUAACGUUUACGCGGCCGAGCUGAGAGGGAUUCUCUCAGCACUCCAGAUCGCAUAUAAGAAAGCCCACAAGGCCGUCAUAGUCUUCACAGACAACCAGGCAGCAAUCAGAUCUGUGGCCAACCCAGACAGUCAAUUCGGCCAAUAUAUCCUCCUUCAGAUACUGUGGAUGAUAGAAAACAUGAGACGCAAAGGGAUAGAGCCAGAGUUACACUGGGUCCCGGCUCACACAGGCAUAGAGGGCAACGAAAGAGCGGACAAGGCAGCGAAGGAAGCCACAGGCUGGCGAAGGAUCAGGGGCCGGGAGCGGUCAAGGGAAGUUGACACCGACCAAACUGCUUACAGACCGCCAAGUUAUUCGCUCGUGGCGACAAUAAGAGCAGUCCAGAACUCGCUCCUGCUUGUCGAAUGGAAGGAGGCUUGGACAAAUGAAAAGACAGGACGAGAGCUCUACGGGAUAUGCCCAGAAGCUACCUCAAAAGUCCUUUUGCUACACAAAUAG